Momordica charantia (bitter melon) is the source of this 1300-nucleotide messenger RNA. The record is from RefSeq and is a predicted model, not a curated record. Lineage: Eukaryota; Viridiplantae; Streptophyta; Magnoliopsida; Cucurbitales; Cucurbitaceae.
UCACCACGAACCCAUUGAAGCUUCUCUUGUAGCUAUGAAGUAGAGAGUCUGGAGAGAGUACUGAAAAAGGAGAACAAAUUUUUUUUAGUUACUGUAUUCGAUCUCGGGGACGAUGCCAUCGAAAUGCCGAAGUAGAGAGAGGAAGAGAGAUUUGGUAGACUGGCGUAGUGAAUGGAAAUCAGCAGCAAUGUUUUAGGUUUUGCAUUUUCUAAUUCGACUUUUCGAAUCGCAUCUCAUUCCGUUCCGAUUAUCAUAUUCUGGGCCAUGAAUUUGAGAACCUCUUUUUCAAUAUUUACUUUAUUCGAUAUCAUGGCCAAUGGUGUAUGGAAGCUCGUACUACGGUCGUUUCUACUUGAAAGCACUUUCGUCUUUGAAUUUCGUAGGUCCAGAUCGUCCGCGAAAUUUACUCAAAAACAUUUAAAGAAGAGGACGGAGGAAUUGUUUGAAAUUUUGAAGGCUAAUGAAUCAACUGGAUGGAAAUCAAGAUUCAAAAAGAAAGGCAGAACCACACAAAUCAGACAGAACAGUUCUCUCCCGGAUGACUCCUGUGGAAGCAAUCUUGACAUCAGAAACGUCUAUGCAGAUGUGCAAUGGCGGCCAAAACUGCAGCUACCAGAAGCCCCAUGUUGUUCUCACAACGAUUUCCUGCAUUGUGCGGCCGACCCUGGCGGCGACGUGCUUCAGCCGAACCAGCUGCAUAAACAGGGAUUACGGCGGAACCUCCUCCUGAAUGAGGUCUACUGCCACCGCCAUUAUCGCCGCCGGCUGCGCUUCCACGACCAACACCAUGAGAUACGGUGCUUAAACUGUAUCUCGUGCCAAUCUGAUUUGCAGAGAAAAACAAACUGGUAGCAAAAACGAAACACCAAACAAAUUGUGAUCUCUUAAGUUCUUUAAAGAUAGACAAAAUGACGUCAAUUGCAAACAGGCGGCUUGAUGGAUUCAUGUGAUUCUCCAUCUUUCGCAGUUAAAAGUGGGUCCAUAAGAGAGGUAUGGGCAUCAAACGACAUAUAUUAUAUAUCCUUUAUUUUUAAUUUUAUUCUCAAUAUGGGCCUUAAUAUCUGAACAUCUGAAUUAUGUUGAAGUUUGCUAUAUAGUUUAACCUCAAAAUAUUUCCUCUUACCAACAUGAAAGCAGUUGGUUAGCUGUAUUUAGAAGUCUAGACUUACAAUCACUCUUUUCUUUUGGAAACUAAGAAAUUAGUUGGGUUUUGUUGGUUGUGGCCCAAAAGGCAUGGCUUAUGGUCAUGAUCCAAUUUAUUUGGCUGAAUAUAUCAGAUAAUCCCUCACCAUUGAGAUAA